GUCCGUUUGUUAUAUACUUAGACAUCGGCAUGACUUUUAAAUCAAGCGUCAAAUAAAAAUAACUAAUUGUUUAACAUUGACAAUAAUGUUCGUACUCCCCUAAAUUAUACGACAGUUACGUAGGCUUCUUGAUUGACGGCUCCAUAUUUUUGUUGAAAUUUGCUCCUAGCCUACUGGAGAUAGGAAGAAGAAGAAAAAAAAACCAUUCAAUAUUGAGAGGGGAAUAGCAUGCACACCGCAUCUUAACGGAAAACAGAGGAAGUUGAAAUAAAGAAGAAAGGCUACCAGAGGAUUCGGUGGGACGGGUCUGGACAGGAGAGGGAUAACACUAGAGACAUUUACGUAUUUUUAACCAGAAUAUUCUGUUCACUUGAAGGUAAGUAAUCCUAUGAGACGGCGCCAUGACAACCGAGAUGCAGGAGAUCGCCAUCACCGAGGAGAAGCCUUUACUUACCGGUCAGCCGGAAGCCAUGAAGGAGGUAGAGGUGGCUGCUCGAAUACUGCUGGACCAGGGGCAAGAGCACAACAUUGAGACCCCUCAUGGCAUGGUGCACGUGACGGUCCAUGGAUCAGGGAACACCCGGCGCCCGGCCAUCCUCACUGUGCACGACGUGGGACUGGACAGCAAAAGCUGCUUCUCUCCCCUGUUUAAGUUUGAGGAGAUGCAGGAGAUUGUGAAGAACUUCACCCUGGUCCACAUCGAUGUUCCUGGGCAGGAGGAGGGGGCAGCCGCCUACCCCCUGGGUUACCAGUUUCCAUCAAUGGAGACCCUGGCUGAAAUGAUCCCUGCUGUGCUGCAGUUCUUUAAUUUCCGGACGGUAAUUGGAGUCGGUGGAGCAGGGGCCUACAUUCUCUCCAAGUUCACAACGGCUAACCCAGACUCGGUGGAAGGUCUGGUCCUGAUCAACAUCGACCCAGAAGCCCGGGGCUGGAUGGACUGGGCUGCUCAGAAGGUCUGUCUGCCCCCCAUCUUCCUCACAGACCAGAUCAUGAGUCAUCUGUUCAGUCUGGAGGAGAUGUCAGCCAACACUGAGCUUCUGCAGUCUCACAGAGACCGCAUCUCCAAGUCCCCUAACCUCGUCAACAUGGAGCUCUUCUGGAAGAGCUACAACAGCCGCAGGGACCUGAACAUCGACCGCAACACUACCUUCAAGUGUCCAGUGAUGCUUGUAGUUGGUGAUCAGUCCCCGUACGAGGAAGCUGCAGUGGAGUGCAACAGCAAACUGGACCCUACAACAACUUCAUUCCUGAAGAUGGCUGAUGCAGGUGGUCUUCCUCAGCUCACCCAGCCCAGCAAGCUGACCGAGGCCUUCAAGUACUUCAUCCAAGGAAUGGGCUACAUGGCCUCGUCCUGCAUGACGCGCCUGUCUCGCUCGCGCACCACCUCCCUCUCCUCCUCCUACUCCAUGGAGGGCUCCCGCUCCCGCUCGCGCACCCUCUCCCAGGGCUCCCAGGGGGGGCAGAUGCCGCCCUCCCCCUCCCACACCAUGGAGGUGUCCUGUUGAAGAGAGAGAGAGAGAGAGAGACAGAGAGAGAGAGAGAGAGAGAGAGAGAGACAGAGAGAGAGAGAGAGAGAGGGAGAGAGAGAGAGAGAGGGGGAGAGAGAGAGAGACAGAGAGAGAGAGAGAGAGACAGAGAGAGAGAGAGAGAGAGAGAGAGAGAGAGAGAGAGAGAGAGAGAGAGAGAGAGAGAGAGAGAGAGAGAGAGAGAGGGGGGGAGAGAGGUUGGGAAAGGGAAUGGUAGAUGGUGAGGGUGCGUGAGAAUGUUGUUUGGAGGAGAGGAUGUCUCAGAUCAACCCCUUGCAUCACUUUAUUCCCACUGAGAGAGUCGGAGAGGGAAGUUUUUACAAAGAGCUUGUGAAGGAGUGUGCGUAGCACAGGCGAAUAUGGAGAAUGAUUGAGACCCAAUUCCUAAACUCCAUCCCCAAAUGUACCCUCAUCCUGUGAGAAAAGGAGAGAGGGAGAGAGAGAGGAAGGAUACUUGUACAUGUAAAAGGGAAAGAAAUCAGAAUCAGAAUCAGAAUGGGAUUUAUUCGCCAUGAAACGUUUGCACAGACCAAGAGAAUUCUGCUUUGGCAGGAAGGUGCAUACAAUAAACAUAUACCUAAAAUUUAAAUAUGUGGACUAAUCUAUACUAAGGGUACAUAAAAUAGCAGUACUAAGUGGGAUUAUAAUAGAAUUAAAUAUACAAUAAAAUAAAAUAUAAGUUGCCGUAAAUUACAAUAUAAAAAUACAAAAAUACAAAUAUUACAAAAAAUACAAAUGUACAAGGGAGUAAGAAAGGGAAAAAUUGGGAGGAAGACAGGAAGGAGACAUGGAAGAAGGGAGAGGUGUCGAAAGAGAGAGAGAGGAGAAGGUAGAAGUGAGAGCGGGGUUCUUUCUAAUAACACGCCACAGGUAAACUGAGCGUCAGCAGUUAUGUGGGCAAAGGGCAGACCUUGUGACAACUUAAGCUCCAGAUGAAGUUAAAGACAACAUUAACCAGGCAAAUCGGGGGAGGAAGUGAGGAAAGGGCGUUUUUAAGGGUGGCGGCCUGAGCUCUCUCCCUCCCUCUUUUUCAGAAUGCCUCUCAGCCAUAGUCGAGCCCCUUUUAACCUAGAGAGUGGGCGGGUCCUGUAGAGGCUCCGCCCCUAGUGUUAACCAAUAGUAAUAAUCAUGAUAAUGAUGUUGUGGAUGAUAAGGACGAUGCUGUUGCUAAUAAUAAUAAUAAUGGCUAUGACAAUAAUGACAUAGCAAAAAUAACAAAGCUGUUCUUUAUAACAUACUGAGUUUGGAAAUAGAUAGAAACAAACAAAAAAAAACUGUAGGAGAUACAAAUACUUAUAACAAUAUGUCUCUGGUCAACUACCUUUACCAUUUGUUUUUGUUGUCUGUUUAUGUUUAAUAUUUCGAUUUUCAUCAUUUUAAUAAUCCAGAGAGGGGGAAGGCAUUUAUCAUUGGUGACAUGAUCGCCAUGGUUUCAGAGUGGCUUUGUCUCCUAGCUGUUGCCGAGAGUGUUAAUGUCUUCCAUCUCUCUCUAGGGGCCAGGGGUGGGUGUGGGGCAGGAGGUGUGGUCCAGUGUAGGGUAUGGUAAGGUAGUGGGUGUGGCCAGUGUAGGGUAUGGUAAGGUAGUGGGUGUGGCCAGUGUAGGGUAUGGUAAGGUAGUGGGUGUGGCCAGGGCUUGGCGGGGAAUGGGGUUGGGGUUUUUUGACUGUGUAUUAUGCAUGCCUGAUUUCUGAUUAUGUGAAUAUAGACUGGACUUAUUUUUUUUGUACAUUGACAAUUUGCAUUUGUGUGUGUGUGUGUGUUGAAGCUGAUGGUUAAAGGUCCGAAGCGAAGAUAAUAAGAGUGGCGUUACUAUCUCCCACUAGUCAUAAGAAACACAAGUGCUUCCGAUACUGCAGGCCAUCCCAAAGUCUCUCCACAGAUGUACACGAAUUACAUGCUAGCAAGCGUUCAAAGAACAUUAGUUUGCUACGGUGGAUAAUGUUUGCGAUACACAAUUCAACCCAUAGGGGGAGGCAGACUAUGUGUAUCCACUGGCACAUGUCUUAGUCUUUAUCUAGCUGAAAAGGAGCAAGCUUAACACCAAGCUUACUGUGGUGGUCUUUACGUAGAUGUGUACCACAAGCUUUGUGUACCUAACUGAAAGUGAUUGACAGCUUGAACCGCCAAUAGCGUAUCAUCCUGUUGGACACACAGCCAUCGAUUAGUGAGGGUAUGCUGUAACAAAGGUUAGUGUGUGGCUUCUUUGCUUUAGUCAAUACACUUGUGCGUGUGUGUGUGUGCAUAUAUGAUUGAUAGCUCUCAUAGCCUUACAAGCACAAAUGACACAAAAUGUCAGUGUUGUCCCUUGAACCUGAAGUGACCUCUCAGUCACGUCGCCCCCCACAGCAGUGACCUUUGACCUUUGUGUCUUUUAUCCGACCUGACAAUGAACCAGCCCGUCCACUGCCAAACAGGAAGCAGCCGCUGCACAUCCAGAGGCCUAGACGACUCUCCACCACAAGCCAAAACAUGCAUCCUGGCGACCCACUUCCUUUUCUAGUGUGCUUCUUAAGACUCAGCACACUUAGUAGCACAUAGUUACUGACUGCCAAUCGAGACUGUCCGGGUCAUCUCUCCUUUCACAAGUGAAACUGAUUCAUAGUAUGAAAACGAGGCUUUCUAAUAUGAAAUACAAGUCUAAUGAACACCGUCAGAUUCAAGCACAUACCAAGCUUCCCACUGCCUUGUUGAAAUCCCGUAGAACUGACCACGUUCCCAAGAAGCCAGCUAGAACACCCCUGAGAGAGCUGUGUGCAUGUGACAACCGUGUGUGUGUUUGUGAGAACAGUGUGUGUGCGUAGUGGUGCACUAUCGUCCAUAAGAAAUUGUGCUUUUUAACCCUUGUGUUAUCUUCGGGUCAUUCCGACCCAUCAGUCAUUGUGACCCACCGUCGUAUUGCGACAACUUUACCGCAUACAAAAACUAAGUGAAGCAUUUUCUUUUAACCGUAGGGCUGUCUCAGACCCUCCACAUUGCGAAGGUUAAAAGAAAAUUAUUUUUAUUUGUUUUUGUAUUGGGUAAAAUUGGGUAAACACAACGAUGGUUCGUUAUGAACCUUUGGGUCAUGUGACCCGAAGGCAGCACAAGGGUUAAAAGUAGUUCUCAAGCUUAUUAGUGGUGAAGCUUUCUUUCCCAGCGAUGACACUCCUGUCCCUGAACCUCCUUUUACAAGCACAAGUUUGGUACGAGAAGGAAGAUGAUGAUGAGAAAGAGGAGGAUGAAAGUAGGUUAGCUGAUGAAGAUGAUGACGAAGGCAGGUGAUGAAGAACGUGUGAACGAGAUGGUUAGCCUCCUUCUGAGUUUGCAUUGAGAAUCAGCCAAUCAGAAUCGGGCAGGCGUCUACCAAAUAAGGGGAAUGGGUGGAGCCUAACAGCUUACCAAAUAAGGGAAAAGGGGGUGGUGCUUUGCGUUUGAAAAAAGGGCAGAGAUGUGUGAAUGUACGUGCUUGUCCGUUAAAUUUCUUUGACUUAUUUUUACUUCAGUCAUAUUUCUUCUCUUUUCUUUUUAUCACCCUAGUUUUUUUUGUCUCUGUGAAGUGUUAGUCUACUGUCCCAGUGUGCUCUUAAACCUUAGACAACCGUGUGACAGUUAUUGUGUAACUUUUUUAGCUUUUAGCUCUGAAAAGGAAAAAUAAUAACUUGAUUAACCCUAAAAUGUUAAAUAUAACAGAAUACAAUGACAUUUACAUGUGUGGCUAAUUUCUCUGUGUAAGAAAUGAACAACCUAAAAAAAAAAAUGUAAGUAUUAAUAAAAUGUUGAGA
Messenger RNA from Osmerus eperlanus (European smelt), 5287 nucleotides. RefSeq names its product NDRG family member 2 (gene ndrg2). Gene Ontology annotation, cellular component: cytoplasm. The record is from RefSeq and is a predicted model, not a curated record. Gene Ontology annotation, biological process: signal transduction. Lineage: Eukaryota; Metazoa; Chordata; Actinopteri; Osmeriformes; Osmeridae.